Messenger RNA from Dacryopinax primogenitus, 1572 nucleotides. RefSeq lists its product as uncharacterized. Lineage: Eukaryota; Fungi; Basidiomycota; Dacrymycetes; Dacrymycetales; Dacrymycetaceae. Bases 1 to 1572 code for a protein of 523 amino acids. The transcript has 2 exons. The record is from RefSeq and is a predicted model, not a curated record.
AUGCAUCGCUUCUGGUCGUUUGAUGAUCUGGUGGUACAGGUCCUGGACUAUCUCGAACGAGCGGAUCAGGCCCACGUCGCGCGUUUACGCAAACACCUGUUCCUGCUCGCUAUCCCUUUCGUAUGGCAGAGACCUAGUUUUAAAGGACUUGCAAAUCUGCUGGUGGAAUCCAGCGCCUACCCCACGACCCUAUUCGCGAAAGUCCGCAGUCUCAUGCGCAGUAACGGAAAGCCGCAGGCAAAUUGGCUUGGAGAAAAUGAAUCCACCCUUGAACGAUUAGCAUUCUAUGGUGCAUACGCGCGAAGAUUAGACAUCGUCGAACCAGGGAAGGGACACGACGACGACUUUUACGCGAUUGUCAAUACCAUAUUCAUUUCCGAGUAUUCUAUGGAGGACAUAUUUUCUUCUCUGGAGCACAUUCAUGUAACAGUAAGCACCCCCGCCUUUGCGGCUCAAGCGUUCAGGUUCGCCGUUCCGACCCUCAAGUACCUCAAUUUGACGCUCAUCGUUAUUGGCCUAACCGAAGAUGCGCCUGGCGCGCGAUCCUCCGAUUUUCUUCCUUAUCUACUUGGUCUUCCUCGACUCGAUAAUCUGCAGUUGUACGGCAGAGCAACCAGUGCGGAGGCAGAAGCGCAGUUUCUUGAACAAACUGCCAAACAUUUCCCUGCUAUGAAGAAGUUUUCUGCACCACUCAUGCUGGUCGACGCAUCUUUCUUCGGUCCACUAUCUAUUAUGCGAGGGUUGGAGAAGAUCAACAUACAACUAACUUAUAUCCCUUUCUUCCCCUCUCCUUGCAUUCUACCCAUCCUCUAUCAACUGAGCGUCACCUAUACUCGCGUGAAAGACUUGCAAUGUCUGCUCGAAGCGCUCUCCGCUCCCCUUCUCAAGGCGCUGCAGAUCAAGUCAAACGCCAUCCGAAUCACAGGAAGUGUGGCGGAAGGGAACACUCGCACUUACCGAACCUUGUGCGAAACGGUCGCAAACUCAUGGCCUGGGUUACAGGUGUUCACACUCUCUGGGUUUCCAGACAUCAUAACAUCAACUGAGCCGCCGUCACCGUGGAAAUGGACACCAUUCUCUCCGUUGCUCCGAUGUCAAGACAUGCGAACCUGUACAAUCCAGACACCAGUAAAGGUUGACGUAUCAGACGCGGACUUGUACUCAAUAGCUGACGCGUGGCCCGAAUUGCAACAUUUGGCGCUCGCUAUACCCGAGGGAAGUAUCGUCGAGCCACCGAGUGCCACCUUUUAUGGACUCUUGUAUCUCGCUCGCAAAUGCACCAAGCUGGAGAACGUUGCACUGUCGAUGACGCUUAUUCCUUCGGGAACAGACGAACUUACACUCCCGAAUGUUGUACCAAACACGAGUGUUCUCCGGCUCGACGUACACGAUUGCCCACCUUGCGACGCCGCACUCACCGCCACCUUACUGACACGACUAUUCCCAGAAUUGAAGAGGUUCAGGUUCUCGACCCGCAAGGUUGUGCCGAACGAUCCUGAGCUAGAUGGAGCGGACGAACAGAGGAUGGAGGCAAUGAUGGAGAUAAAGGCGCGAUUAGAGCUGCGACCUUGA